This is a messenger RNA of Clunio marinus, 186 nucleotides long. NCBI's taxonomy places the organism in Eukaryota, Metazoa, Arthropoda, Insecta, Diptera, Chironomidae. The record is from the annotation of a GenBank genome assembly.
AUGUUUCAACUUGAAGAUUUCCAAAAAGCUACUCUUAAAGUUUUGAAUCUUCAUUUGAUGCAAGACAUUUCUUUACAACAGAACUCUCCGUUACACCGGAAACGAGCGAAAAGUAAGCAAGAUUCUCAUUUGAAGAGCAACAGCGAGUAUCAUGAAUACUUGAUGUUUAACUUGAGCUUGCGGUGA